CCUCUGAUCUUUGUAAUAAAAUAUAUACGGAGGAGAGACAGAGGGACACAUGGAGGACACUUAGUUUUCAUUAAGGCUGACAGACUAGAAUAUUAGCAGGUUAGCAUGUUAACUGAGGCUAUGCUAACAUGUUAAUGUUCUCAUUUCUGAUGCAGAUGUGAAGAACAUGUUAAUAUUCAUGUUGAAGUCUGGUGAAUGAAUGAAUGUGUGUUUGUCAGAUUAAAGGAAGAAUCCUUAAACGGUCUAAUUUGAAGGACGCUCCGUCAUCGACCCGCCAAAGGACUUUCAAUGUCAAGGAUCCUUCUGAGUUUCACGAAGGACUGAGUCCUUCUUUCUGAUAAACUCCUGACACGUGUUUAAAAUUGUCCAACAACAUUAGAGUGUUGAAUUGAUCAUAGGACCUGUAACCGUCUCAGUCUGCUGAGGGUUAAUGACACACACCUGGGGACACUCUGAUUGGCUGCAGGUCACUGAUCACUGAUUGGCUCCACCUGCUGCAGCAGCUCAUAUAAACCCUCAGACCUGAAACACACUUCUGCAGACCAGGUGAGACACCCACAGCUCCUCCUCCUCUUCAUCAUGUCAGCAUUUAAAUCCAGCUCAUCUCUGCGGUCUCUGGUUCUGACUCCUCAGCAGACCCCGACCUUCUUCAUCCCCUCCCGCAGUCCGCUCCUCUUCCUCUCCCCACGGCUCCAGCGGACGUCCCCGGACCGGACCGGACUGCUGUCUGACCAGGAUGACGACAGUCCGGGAGCUGAGCCCCCACUCAGCCCUGUGGCAUCACCCCGCUUCCUGCUCCGCCUGCCACGGGUCAGAUCUCCCCGCCAUGCCAUCCCCACUGCGUCCGCAGCGGACGCAGACACAGACCUGACUACUCGUGCAGCCAUGUCACUGCCGCAUGUCAGGAAGGUGACCACGCCCUACGGCUUCCGCGCUGUCCUGGCAACGAGCCCAUGCACCCGCCGGCGGGAGUCGCUGUUUCACCGGAACAACCCGGUGAUGGUGACGGUCACUGACACUGACCCCCAGGACCUGGCGGACCCCCUUCCUCCUCCUGCACAUCCCGGCAGGUCCCCGGUGCGUUCGCGGCCCAUCAGAGCGCUUGGUCUGCAGGUGAUUAAGGAGCUGAAGAGACCUGCAGCCGCCCUGAAGGCUCUGAGUCCCGCCACCAGGAGGACACGCCCCCUUUAACGUCACAUGGUCUCUUUAUUUGUACAUUUUAUAACUUAAUGUUUCAAUAAAACUUUAAAGACCAGUUUCCAUGGUAACUGAACAACUUCAAAACGUACACUCUGAAGUAGCCAUGACGUCACACAAAUGAUUGUUGAAGGUCCACAGAUAUUCAUACAGACAAAGGGCCCUUAAUAUGUUUGGUUUUUUUUUUGUUUGUUUGUUUUUUAACUACGUUUGUGAAUAAAAUGUUU
Epinephelus fuscoguttatus (brown-marbled grouper) is the source of this 1424-nucleotide messenger RNA. RefSeq names its product C2 calcium-dependent domain-containing protein 4C-like. The transcript has 2 exons. Bases 580 to 1191 code for a protein of 203 amino acids. NCBI's taxonomy places the organism in Eukaryota, Metazoa, Chordata, Actinopteri, Perciformes, Serranidae. The record is from RefSeq and is a predicted model, not a curated record.